GAAGACUUGGCAGGGCUGGGUUAUCCGGCACUGGGAAGUGAGGGGGCGGGAGGAGCAGGCGUGACUCAAAGCUUCUGGUUUGGACAGAUGGGAGGACGGUGGCACCACUUGCUGAGCUGAGCUGGGGACUUGAGAGGUUUGGGGGUGGCAAAUUGACAGGGUUCAGGUUUGCACAUGGAGAAGGUGAAGAAACUGGUGACAGCCAUUGGAGGAGGGGAGCCCGGUGGAGCUGUGUUCAAAUCUCUCUUCUCCCACUUGGCUGUGUGGCCUUGGUCAAUGACUUUCCCCCUCCUUGCCUUACUUUUCUCAUCUGUACCCUGGAAUGAUGUGGGUAGUCUGUCCUCAGAGUUCCUGAGGGUGUGGUGAGCAGCCUCCAAGAUACCCAGUGAUCCCCGCCUCCUGGUACUCACGUCCUUGUGUGGUGCCCUCCCACACUGUAAACGGGUUGGUUUGUGAGACUGAGAGACUACACGUAUGUUACUUUGAAGGCUACAUUAUAAAAGACAUCGUGGCUUCAGGCUUUUCUUUCUUAGAGCACUCGCGCUGGGGGCUAACCCAGCUGCCAUGCUGUUGGGAGAGGCUCAGGUGAAGAGGGGCCACUGCUUCCUGCUAAAAACUACCUGAGUCAUCUUGGAAGUGGGUUCUCCAGUGCCGGCCAAGCCUUCCGCUGACUGCAGCCCCAGCUGACAUCUAGACUUUUCCCUGGAACCUGGGCUCCCCAAGACGCAGCGCUGGAGCAGAUGGAUAAUGGAGACUGGGGCUAUAUGAUGACUGACCCAGUCACGUUAAAUGUAGGUGGACACUUGUAUACAACGUCUCUGACCACACUGACGCGUUACCCGGAUUCCAUGCUUGGCGCUAUGUUUGGGGGGGACUUCCCCACAGCUCGAGACCCUCAAGGCAAUUACUUCAUUGAUCGAGAUGGACCUCUUUUCCGAUAUGUUCUCAACUUCUUAAGAACUUCAGAAUUGACCUUACCUUUGGAUUUUAAGGAAUUUGAUCUGCUUCGGAAAGAAGCAGAUUUUUAUCAGAUUGAGCCCUUGAUUCAGUGUCUCAAUGACCCUAAGCCGUUGUAUCCUAUGGAUACUUUUGAAGAGGUUGUGGAAUUAUCUAGCACUCGGAAGCUUUCUAAGUACUCCAAUCCAGUAGCUGUCAUCAUAACCCAAUUAACCAUCACCACCAAGGUCCAUUCCUUACUAGAAGGUAUCUCAAACUAUUUCACGAAGUGGAAUAAGCAUAUGAUGGACACCAGAGAUUGCCAGGUUUCCUUUACUUUUGGACCCUGUGAUUAUCACCAGGAAGUUUCUCUCCGGGUCCACCUGAUGGAAUACAUUACGAAACAAGGUUUCACGAUCCGCAACACUCGAGUGCAUCACAUGAGUGAGCGGGCCAACGAGAACACAGUGGAGCACAACUGGACUUUCUGUAGGCUGGCCCGGAAGACCGAUGACUGAUCUCUAAGCCUGGGAGAAGUUCCUGGAAACUCACUCUCCAGGACAUGGAAGAGACGUUUUUUUUUUUUUUUAAAUCACAGUGUGGGAUUUUUUUUUUUUUUAAUAUUUGUAUUUAUUUGAAGGCAUUGAGGACCAGAAGGAAGUUUUGUGCGUUAGCAGACUCCUCUAUGUUUUGUUCCUUUUACCUUGAGUAUGCAUGUGCCUGUUUGGAGCCUCCAGAUACCUUUUUUAUAAAAAGAAGUAUGAAAAUCAUUAUGGUAUAUAAUCUACUCUUAACAGAGCUUUUUUUAUUACAGUGCUACAAUGAUUUCUGAUUAAAUGGUCCCUAACUCAACUAGAAGGCUAAAAAUGCAGGAAUGAAAGAAUAAACAGAGUAUUCAUGAUGCCUUUGAGAAAAAUCAAAACAUCAUGUAGGGUGACCUAGUUUCCAAACCAAUAAGAAGUAUUGUAAUAUUAAAGGAAAACUGUUCCAAUCAUUUAAAAGUACUUGUUAAGUACUGCUUUUUACAGUUAUGACAACUGUUUCUUUCUAUGCAUAUAAAUCAAGCAACCAAAUAUCUGUAGCCAUGGAAAUGUCUGACUAGAAAUAUUUAUAUUGGAUUCUGAAUACAAAAUGUCCCUGUGGUAGAACUCUUACUUCUUAUGCCUGGUGCAGUAUAAUUCCCAAGUGUACUGUCUACCAGAAGAAAAAAAAAACUAAUAAAAAAUGAAAUAUGAAAAUUAGGUUUGUAUUUGUUGAUUAUUAUUACUUAUGGGGGGGACAUCAUAUUUCUUGCCUAAAGUAUGUAUUGUUUGGUUUAUGUCCCAGUAUAUCCUGCUUAUAACACCUUUGUAUUUGACUCCAGAGGACUCAGUAGAACCUGAGGAGGCAGUUUAUAGAAUCUGCCGUGUUACUGGAGCAGGAAUGGAUGGAAUUAAUCAUCUUGUCUAAAAGAGUGCAUAUUCAAACAGGGAAUCAAACACUUUGAUAAUUUUUUUUUUUCAAAUAGGACUUACGUUGAAGAUUUUUCUUCAGGAAGCCACUAAUUGUCAGCACUGAAUAUGACCCUUUUGCUAGCUUUGCACUGAGCACAGGGACAAGCUGGCUCUUUACUUUUUUCUCACAAUAUUAUGGUGGCCCACAAAUAUAUUUUAUUAUUAUAGUUAAGUCUGUUUCUGAGGAGAAAAACUAAAACUGCAGUGAGUGAAGGCUCUGGAACAGUUGGAGAUACAUAUGUACUUUAUUUUACUGUGGUCUUUAUUUUGAAUAGUUGCUUUGAUUCUCUUUCUUGGAAGUUAUAGGAAGGAUUAUGUUAGCUAUAGUGAGACUUCCUAGUUGCUGGAAUACUUUAUAAAGUAAGUCAUGUAAUUUCUUCCCUGUUUUCUAAGGGAAGAGUGGAGUUUUGAGGCUGUGUGCCCUUUCCUUUUCUACAUGAGAGAAUUCUGAAAUUCUGUCUCUGAAAGGAGGAUGAGAACACUUACCUAUAUCCAUUUUUGCCCAUGUCUCUCUGAAAAUUUAAGAUUUGACAAAUGACCAAUAUCUAGAAACCUGUAAUUACCCUGUUUUUACCAUCUUCAACUAAACCAUCUUCAGCCGUCUUCAAACUAAAAUCCUAUCAUACUAUUGGCAGGUUGCUGUGGUUUCAUUAAAUGGUGCUGGUGUGAGGUUAUCUUUUUAGAAAAUUGUCUAAUACUUCAAAUUGAUUAGAGAUUACCCCCCUCCUCCAAAAAAACAUCCAGCCACUUAUGUGUUGUUGAAUUGGCAGAGAUAGAAGCAAGACAGAAAAAAAAAAAAAGAA
Nyctereutes procyonoides (raccoon dog) is the source of this 3232-nucleotide messenger RNA. RefSeq names its product potassium channel tetramerization domain containing 6 (gene KCTD6). The transcript has 3 exons. Lineage: Eukaryota; Metazoa; Chordata; Mammalia; Carnivora; Canidae. Gene Ontology annotation, molecular function: cullin family protein binding. Gene Ontology annotation, biological process: ubiquitin-dependent protein catabolic process; protein homooligomerization. The coding region runs from base 741 to 1454 and encodes 237 amino acids. The record is from RefSeq and is a predicted model, not a curated record.